GAUAGCAGCCAGUCAGCCAUUUUGUUCUACAACAACGACGAAUUUCACAUACAACCUACCUAAACUCGGACAUUGGGUUAUAGUGAUUUGUGUUGAAACUAAAAGUGUCAAUAGUGUUCUAUAGAGCAAAGUUUUUGCUUUAGUGGAAAUGGCGUGGCGAGUCAUUUCCGUUUUGGUGCUUGGCUGUGUUUUUAUCGUAGUCAACUGCGAAAACGCUACAGAGGCUCCUAAAGUUGAUAACACAUGGAAGGAGACUGGAAUAUGCAGAAAAUGUAUUUGCAAAGAUGACAAAGUGAAUUGUCUAGAUCAAGGCAUUACAGAAUAUUUUAAAACGGAAGAAUGGGCCAAUUUAAAACCCAUGAAGCCAGUAACCAUAGACAUGAGUGAGAACUUGUUCACAAACGUCACAGUGAUGGCAGAGCUACCGGUGCAGGUCCUCAACCUCUCGCACUGCGCCAUAGAGUUCAUAGAGACCGCCAGCUUCAAGGGUCUGCAGCAGAUGAAACAGUUAGAUCUGAGCCACAACAAACUUACCACCGAAAGACUAAGCCCACACGCUUUUGAGGGUCGCUACUCCCCCGAGAAGUACGAGCCCCUGAACGCCAUGCGCGUGCUUAACCUGGCGCACAACCAGCUGCACUCCCUGCACCAGGACCUGUUCGAGCACAUGCCAGAGCUCACCGAGCUGGACCUCAGCGGGAACCCCAUCACCACCUUAGACCAUGUCACCGUCAUCGCCAUAUCCAGUCUGCCCAUGAUGAAGAUCCUUCGCAUGCGUUCCUGUGGCUUCGAUGACAUCCCGGACAAGUUCCUCCACACCCCCCGGUUCCUGGAACGCCUGGACAUCAGCGACAACAAGCUGACCGUCGUCCCGCAAGAGCUGGUUGAGGCGAAGAGCCUCAUUUUCUUGAAUUUGAACCAGAAUCCGAUUAAAGAGAUGGAUGCGACUUCGAAAGAUAACCCCGGUUUCCCCGUCCUGCGCAAGCUGCAAGAGCUGCAUAUGUGCAACAUGGAGCAGCUGACCAGGAUCGGGCCAGGCGCGCUGGCCGGCCUGCAGACUGUGCAGCGCCUGCACAUCAGCUUCAACCCUCAGCUGCGGUCUGUACACCCCAGGGCGCUGGCCAGGGCUGAUGAUAUCGGCGAGACCUACGACUGGCCGCUGGUUAAAGAGCUCUACCUGCAAUCGAACAACCUGUCCGAGAUAGACUCCCGUUUCCUCUCGCGCUGGGAUCUGCUGGAGAAGAUCGACGUGAGCAACAACCCGUACCUGUGCGACUGCUCCACGCAGUGGAUGGUGGACAUGCUGGUGCCGGUGGUGGAACACAAGCGCGUCAACGCUUCGGAGAAGAUGGUCUGCCAGGAGCCGGUAGAGAUGCGGGGCUACACCAUGAAGCACCUUCACGACAUCCACCGCACCAUGCGCUGCGUCGACAAAUACGGGAACAGACCUGAGAAGGAUGGCGCCAUACUGCUCGGAACACUUAUUGGCGUGCUGCUAGCAGUGCCGAUAAUGUUCUCCCUAAUGCUGCUCUGGCGCAAUGGAUAUUGCUCGUGGCUCGGCCUGCGCGGGCCCGUCGACGUGUCGCGCGCCUUCUACAAGCGGGCGCCCAACGACGACAAUUAUAUAUAGAUAUACGACUAGAACUUAUUUAG
Molecule: messenger RNA, 1653 nt
Organism: Bicyclus anynana (squinting bush brown)
Lineage: Eukaryota; Metazoa; Arthropoda; Insecta; Lepidoptera; Nymphalidae
Product: leucine-rich repeat neuronal protein 2-like
Exons: 10
Coding region: 149-1630 (493 amino acids)
Cellular component (GO): extracellular matrix
Molecular function (GO): protein binding
Source: RefSeq, a predicted model, not a curated record